AUGGGUUCCCUCGAAGAAAGUAGCAGCUCGCGUCCCCUUAUCGCCAAUAACAACCUCGUCUCUUUGGCCGCAAGCGGCCAGAUAUGUACAGCUUUUGGCAUCAAGAUCACGCGCGGCGGUGAGAUUGUGCAGAUCGCCAAAGCUUCAGGUUAUGAUUCCCUCUUUAUCGACCUCGAGCAUACUUGCAUGUCCAUCCAGGAUGCUUCGCAAAUGUGCAUCACAUCUAUUGCCAGCGGAAUCACACCAUUUGUUCGUGUGCCGCAUCAAUGUGGACAUGGGUUCAUCCAGCGAGUCCUUGAUGUUGGAGCCAUGGGCGUCAUUAUUCCGCACAUACAUGGUAUCGAAGAUGCCCGAAAAGCGAUUCAAGUUACCAAAUACCCUCCCCUCGGCAAGAGAUCGGUCAGCAUGGGCUUCCCGCAGUUUCAUUACCAGACACCACCUAUGAAUAUUUUCUUGAACGAAAUGAACCAAUUGGGGUCUCUAUGCUUCAUCAUGAUAGAAACAAGAGAUGCCCUCGAAGCCGUGGACGAGAUUGCGGCCUUGCCAGGCUGCGAUGUGCUCCUGAUUGGAUCCCAGGAUUUGGCGACCGAAAUCGAGACCAUGCCAGACUGGGAUGCGCCGGCCUUUUGGCAGGCUCUUGAAAAAGUCGGAUACGCGGCCAAGAAACAUGGAAAGUUGCUGGGGAUCGCGGGUCUGUACCACCGUCCAGACAUACUGGGAAGGGUGAUCAACGAGCUCGGUGCAAAGUGGAUCGUCGGAGCACAUGAUGUUGGAUUGCUAUCUCAAGGGGGGCGCAUCAACUCUGACCUCUUGAGGAGUCUCCAAAAGUCUUGA
Pestalotiopsis fici W106-1 is the source of this 834-nucleotide messenger RNA. RefSeq lists its product as uncharacterized. Lineage: Eukaryota; Fungi; Ascomycota; Sordariomycetes; Amphisphaeriales; Sporocadaceae. The transcript has 2 exons. Bases 1 to 834 code for a protein of 277 amino acids. Gene Ontology annotation, cellular component: cytoplasm. The record is from RefSeq and is a predicted model, not a curated record. Gene Ontology annotation, molecular function: aldehyde-lyase activity.